CCGAAAUUGCAACUCCCCCUCCCCCCCGCUGCAGCCAAUACUUUGUACAGUGCGCAAAAAUGUCGCUCACUGAAUGUCCGGCAUAUGAGAUCGCGAAAACUGCAUCGGUAGCGUCUCGUCACCUAGCAACAUUGGCAGACGCUGAUCGCAAGGAGGCACUGACGGCGCUACACGAUGCGUUAUUGAAGGAUAAAAACAAAAUCCUCGAGGCAAAUGCAAGAGAUCUUGAAAUAGCUACUAAAGCGGCUGAAAAUGGUGAUCUCAGUCAAAGUGUUCUCAGAAGAUUAGAUUUGUCCAAACCCGGAAAAUAUGAUGAUAUGCUGAACGGGAUUUUGGGCGUACGAGAUUUGGAUGAUCCCAUCGGGAAAGUGACACUCAAAACCCUUAUCGAUGACGGUCUCAUUCUGGAAAAAGUUAGCUGUCCUAUCGGGGUCUUGCUCAUAAUCUUCGAGGCGCGGCCCGAGGUUAUCGCGAACAUAGCUGCCCUUGCCAUCAAAUCGGGAAAUGCGGCAAUUCUCAAAGGCGGCAAGGAAUCGACUGAAUCGUUCGUUGCUAUCUCAAAUGUUAUUUCAGAAACUAUCGCCGGUACCAAGGUUCCUCAGUCGUCCAUACAGCUUGUCAAAACACGAGAUAUCGUCUCAUCUUUGCUGGAACAGGAUUCAUUUAUUGACCUAGUGAUCCCCCGAGGUUCCAAUGACCUGGUUCGAUUUGUGAAGGAUAAUACGAAAAUUGCAGUGCUUGGUCAUGCUGAUGGUCUGUGUUCUGCUUAUAUCCAUUCUGAUGCUGAUCAAGAAACUGCACUGAGAGUCGUCGUGGAUUCGAAAACCGAUUACCCUGCAGCAUGCAACUCUCUAGAAACUCUUCUCGUCCAUCAAGAUGUCCUUGGGGACAUUUUCCCUGCUGUUGCUGAGGCUCUCUUCGCUAAGGGGGUGUCUCUUCGUUGCGACGCGUCAAGCCGGGAUGCAUUACUUAAGACCCUGAAAAGCCCACCACCGGCAUUGAUUCAGAGUGCUGUUGAUUCUGACUACCAAACUGAGUUCUUGGAUCUUGUUUUGGCAGUUAAGACAAUCGCCCCAACACCCGAAAACUCUGCUCUUGAAACCGCUAUAGCUCACAUAAAUUCGCAUUCUUCAAGACACACAGAUGUGAUCGUUACAAGUUCAAGGGACGCUGCUCAGGCUUUUAUGCACGGUGUGGACAGCGCCGGUGUAUUCUGGAAUGCAUCCUCAAGAUUUGCGGAUGGCAUGAGGUAUGGAUUUGGUACGGAGGUUGGAAUCAGCACGAACAAGAUUCACUCAAGGGGCCCGGUCGGAUUAGAUGGCUUGACAAUCUAUAAAUAUCUUGUGCGGGGUGCGGGUCACCGAGCUUGCGACUAUUCUGAUGUGGAUGGAAGCAGAACAUGGAAACACCAAAACCUGCCGCUGUGCUGAGUAUCAAAACAAUAAACAGCACUGCAUAGAAGUAUCUUCCAUAUUACCAACAGUGUUUGUACUUUGCAAUCCAGCUGUUUCAAAAAAAUGUUACUGGUUCCACAGCUACGCGAGUCGAGUAGCUAACCGUACUUCCAUGUAAUUCAAAGCGCCAUGAUUUUAUAGGUGUUCCGCAUAAAACUUUCCAUCACAUUGCAUUUCGCCAUUGGUACAAGGCAGGCAAAUAACAGACACCCUUAGACCUUGAAGCCCUUGGAUCUUCUCCGUCCACGAGCCCUCUCAAACUUCCGUCCCUUGCUACGCACAUAGGGUUUCUUGGCGAAUGUUAGCAUACCAAAUGUCACCAACGAACAAAGAAAAAGUCGGCCUACCUUGUGGCUGUGAGGGCCGAAGCCGAAGUGCUUGACGGCCUCCCGGGCAUUCUUGGGACCACGCAGCAACAGUGUGUUAGCUCCGGUGGGGGCCCGCAGGGCAAGCUGGUCCAAG
Messenger RNA from Aspergillus steynii IBT 23096, 1916 nucleotides. Its product is annotated as glutamate-5-semialdehyde dehydrogenase. Gene Ontology annotation, molecular function: glutamate-5-semialdehyde dehydrogenase (NADP+) activity; NADP binding. Lineage: Eukaryota; Fungi; Ascomycota; Eurotiomycetes; Eurotiales; Aspergillaceae. The transcript has 3 exons. The coding region runs from base 60 to 1430 and encodes 456 amino acids. The record is from RefSeq and is a predicted model, not a curated record.